Messenger RNA from Budorcas taxicolor (takin), 1541 nucleotides. RefSeq names its product E2F transcription factor 5 (gene E2F5). Gene Ontology annotation, molecular function: RNA polymerase II cis-regulatory region sequence-specific DNA binding; protein dimerization activity; DNA-binding transcription factor activity, RNA polymerase II-specific. The transcript is spliced from 8 exons. Gene Ontology annotation, biological process: regulation of transcription by RNA polymerase II. Bases 1 to 945 code for a protein of 314 amino acids. Lineage: Eukaryota; Metazoa; Chordata; Mammalia; Artiodactyla; Bovidae. The record is from RefSeq and is a predicted model, not a curated record. Gene Ontology annotation, cellular component: RNA polymerase II transcription regulator complex.
AUGGCGGCGGCCGAGCCCGCGAGCUGCGCGCCGCCCGGGGCCGGCAGCAGCCGGCACGAGAAGAGCCUGGGGCUGCUCACCGCCAAGUUCGUGUCGCUGCUGCAGGAGGCCAAGGACGGCGUGCUGGACCUCAAGGCGGCUGCAGAUACUUUGGCUGUGAGGCAAAAGAGAAGAAUUUAUGAUAUCACCAAUGUCUUGGAAGGAAUUGACUUAAUUGAAAAAAAGUCAAAAAACAGUAUACAAUGGAAAGGUGUAGGUGCUGGCUGUAAUACUAAAGAAGUCAUAGAUAGAUUAAGAUAUCUCAAAGCUGAAAUUGAAGAUCUAGAACUGAAGGAAAGAGAACUUGAUCAGCAGAAGUUGUGGCUACAGCAAAGCAUCAAAAAUGUGAUGGACGACUCCAUUAAUAAUAGAUUUUCCUAUGUAACUCAUGAAGACAUCUGUAAUUGUUUUAAUGGUGAUACACUUUUGGCCAUUCAAGCACCUUCUGGUACACAACUGGAGGUACCUAUUCCAGAAAUGGGUCAGAAUGGACAAAAGAAAUACCAGAUCAAUCUAAAGAGUCAUUCAGGACCUAUCCACGUGCUGCUUAUAAAUAAAGAGUCCAGCUCAUCUAAGCCCGUGGUUUUCCCAGUGCCCCCACCAGACGACCUCACGCAGCCUCCCUCUCAGCCCCCAACCCCAGUGCCUCCACACAAGUCCAGCACGGCCGUUCAGAGCCUGCCUGAGCCAACUGUCUCUGAACGAAGCCAGACUCUUCAGCACACGCCGGCCACAGACUUGUCUUCAGCAGGAUCUAUUAGUGGAGAUAUCAUUGAUGAGUUAAUGUCUUCUGAUGUGUUUCCGCUCUUACGGCUUUCUCCGACCCCAGCAGAUGACUACAACUUUAAUUUAGAUGACAAUGAAGGCGUUUGUGAUCUGUUUGAUGUCCAGAUACUAAAUUAUUAGAUUCCAUGGAAACUUGGGACUAUUAUCUACCUCUAACUGUGUAACAUUUUAGACUUAAUAACCUGAGUAUUUAAAAUAAUGAAUGUAACACCUUUUUAGUUCACGGAUUCUUCUGAAAUGUUCUUCCCUAAUACUUUCUUUUUGCUUCACAAAACUUCAACCAUAAAAACAAAGGAUUCUGUUUCAGGAGAAAAAAUGACUUCACAUCCACCAACCCUCCACCCUCAAGUAAUUACUUACUGAAAUUUCAACUUUUCUUCCCAUUCUGAACCCAUCUGUUUUUUUCCCCUUAUAUGAGAAGAAAGUUAAAGCAGACUUCAGGUCACGAAAAACAAAAAAGUUGGCCAAGGGCUCCUCAGUUGUUUUGUCUUCCACGUUUACUGCCGCAAGACGGUUGAUGCUUCUUUGUGUCCUCCGGGCCAGAUAUUCACUGCCACUUGUAAAGUGAAGGGGGUAAACUAGGGUAUACUAACUGUCUCAGUGAACAGAGUUUGUGAAGUGCCUUCUGUUUUAGCACUUUAUCACAUUUUGUUGACUUCUGACAUUCCACUUUCCUAGGUUAUAGGAAAGAUCUGUUUAUGUAGUUUGUUUUUAAA